CAAGCUGCUCGGUGUCGUCUGCUCCAGCCUCCAGGCAUUCGGUUCCGGCUCCUGCUUCCCUCUCCCUUCUCCGGUUCUCCCCCUCCGCCGCGGAGAUGGAGGCCACCGCGCUCGCGUCCCACUCGUCCCCGUUCGCCGUCCACCGCUCGACAGGGAAGCCAGCCUUCGCCUACCCCCACCGUGGAGGGCCCUCGAUGGUCUCCUCUGUCCACCUCCGCACGUCCCGGACCCCCGCCCGCUCUGCGGCAUGGAGAAGGCGGAGGAGGGGGACCGGGCUGGUUGUGCGCGCGGAGAUGUUCGGCCAGCUCACCACCGGCCUCGAGUCCGCCUGGAACAAGCUGCGCGGCGUUGGCGUGCUAACAAAGGAAAAUAUUGCCGAACCAAUGCGGGACAUUAGACGAGCACUUCUGGAAGCAGAUGUUAGUUUGCCUGUUGUGAGACGGUUUGUUUCAUCUGUUAGUGAUAAGGCUUUAGGUGCAAAUGCUAUCAGAGGAGUCCGACCAGACCAGCAAUUAGUGAAGAUUGUGCAUGACGAACUGGUACAACUGAUGGGUGGAGAGGUAUCGGAUAUUGUAUUUGCAAAAAGUGGCCCGACAGUUAUCUUGCUUGCAGGUCUACAGGGUGUUGGGAAGACUACUGUCUGUGCAAAGCUUGCGUUCUAUUUGAAGAAACUGGGGAAGAGUUGUAUGCUGGUUGCUGCAGACAUUUACAGGCCUGCAGCCAUUGAUCAACUCACUAUACUGGGUAAACAGGUGGGUGUACCAGUUUACUCAGAAGGAACAGAAGCCAAACCUACACAAAUAACUAAGAAUGCUAUGGAAGAGGCAAAAAGCAAGAAUAUUGAUGCUAUUGUGGUGGAUACUGCUGGAAGGCUGCAGAUUGAUAGAUCAAUGAUGGAUGAAUUGAAAGAAGUGAAGAAGGCUGUUAAUCCUACAGAAGUUCUGCUUGUCGUUGAUGCCAUGACUGGCCAAGAAGCAGCAGCACUAGUCACCACCUUCAAUAUUGAGAUUGGUAUAACUGGUGCAAUACUGACUAAAUUGGAUGGUGACUCCAGGGGCGGAGCCGCACUAAGCGUUAAAGAGGUCUCUGGGAGGCCCAUAAAAUUUGUUGGGCGUGGGGAGCGAUUAGAGGACCUUGAGCUUUUCUACCCUGAUCGCAUGGCACAGCGAGUUCUGGGAAUGGGAGACGUGCUUUCAUUUGUCGAAAAGACACAAGAAGUGAUGAGGCAAGAAGAAGCUAUAGAAUUACAGAAGAAGAUCAUGAGUGCAAAAUUCGACUUCAACGAUUUCUUAAAACAAUCUCAAAACGUUGCGAAAAUGGGUUCCAUGAGCCGCAUUAUUGGAAUGAUGCCAGGCAUGAACAAGAUAACUCCCGCACAAAUCCGAGAAGCUGAGAAAAGACUUGCAUUCGUGGAGUCAAUGAUCAAUGCCAUGACUGCUGAGGAAAGGGAGAAGCCAGAGUUACUGGCUGAAUCACGUGAGAGGAGGAUAAGAGUGGCUGAGGAGUCUGGAAAGACUGAACAAGAGGUGAGUCAAUUGGUUGCCCAGCUUUUCCAAAUGCGUGCUCAGAUGCAGAAGUUGAUGGGUAUGGUGCAAGGACAAGAAGCAAUAGCUGGCAUGGGAGAUCUCAUGGACUCGCUUAAAUCUGAAGAGAAGGCACCUCCUGGCACCGCGCGGCGGAAGAGAAGGAAUAACACGUCUAAGCAGAGGGACCUGGACGCAGUGCUGAGCUAGUGAGUAGUGGCCUAGUGUGCUGUAUUAUGAAAAUGCAUAGGUGGGCACUGAACCUGUGUAAUUGCGGUUAAUUCGGCACACAUUUUUUUUGUACAUAACGUUUAGUCCCAUGAGGGAAGAUAUGUUGGUCGCUCUUGAAAUUGGAGUAGGUUGUCAUGAGGACAUAUCUAGUGCACAUAGAAGAUUGGUGUACAUGAUGUACAUAUUAAAUUACCACCACUCAUUUUAGAUUUAACGUCUCUAGUUGAUCAUUCAAUUUACAAAUAACACAUUUCACUACUACACACCACCACGUUGGAUGAUGUUUUUAGCAAAAUAUACCAAACAACUAGAGACGUUAAAUCUAAAAUAAGUGGUGAUGAUUUAAUAUGUGCAUCAUGUGCAUCAAUCUUUCAUGUGCAUUAGAUAUGUUCUCUGUUGUCAUACAGGGCCCAGAAGAACUCAGGUCUUGUACCGGAGGCCUGGAGCCCAGUAUCUUUCAGUUGCAACACUUGAUGUAAAAAAAUAAGAAAAAACAUUUUACCUUUCUUAGUUUAA
Messenger RNA from Zea mays, 2270 nucleotides. RefSeq names its product signal recognition particle 54 kDa protein, chloroplastic. Bases 96 to 1733 code for a protein of 545 amino acids. Gene Ontology annotation, biological process: SRP-dependent cotranslational protein targeting to membrane. Gene Ontology annotation, cellular component: signal recognition particle. The transcript has 15 exons. The record is from RefSeq and is a predicted model, not a curated record. NCBI's taxonomy places the organism in Eukaryota, Viridiplantae, Streptophyta, Magnoliopsida, Poales, Poaceae. Gene Ontology annotation, molecular function: GTPase activity; 7S RNA binding; ATP hydrolysis activity.